Messenger RNA from Conger conger (European conger), 1016 nucleotides. Its product is annotated as voltage-gated potassium channel subunit beta-1-like. The transcript is spliced from 12 exons. Gene Ontology annotation, biological process: negative regulation of delayed rectifier potassium channel activity; potassium ion transport. The record is from RefSeq and is a predicted model, not a curated record. Gene Ontology annotation, cellular component: voltage-gated potassium channel complex; juxtaparanode region of axon; cytoplasm. Lineage: Eukaryota; Metazoa; Chordata; Actinopteri; Anguilliformes; Congridae. Gene Ontology annotation, molecular function: voltage-gated potassium channel activity; transmembrane transporter binding; potassium channel regulator activity. The coding region runs from base 60 to 1016 and encodes 318 amino acids.
GAGGAAAACUCACCCCGCGCUCCGACUUCGCCCCGACGCGUCUGAGGUAGACCGCCAACAUGCAGGUGUCGUUCGCCUGCACCGACCACAACCUGAAGGCCCCGCGGAAUGGGGACGGGCACGGGAAGGGCACCGCCACCAGCCCCAGCACGGCCGGCGCCGCCCGGGCCCGGUUCCGCACCGUGGCGCUGAUCGCCCGCAGCCUGGGCUCCUUCACCCACCGGCACCACAUCUCCCUCAAGGAGUCCACCGCCAAGCUCACCGGCAUGAAGUACCGGAACCUGGGAAAGUCAGGAUUGCGGGUCUCCUGUUUGGGUCUCGGAACUUGGGUGACAUUUGGCGGCCAGAUUUCAGAUGAGGUGGCAGAGCGGCUCAUGACCAUCGCCUACGAGAGCGGGGUCAACCUCUUCGACACGGCAGAAGUGUACUCUGCGGGAAAGGCUGAGAUAACCCUGGGAAACAUUAUCAAGAAGAAAUGCUGGAGGAGGUCGAGUCUGGUCAUCACCACCAAGCUGUACUGGGGGGGAAAAGCAGAGACAGAGAGAGGACUCUCCAGGAAGCACAUCAUUGAAGGACUGAAAGGCUCCCUCCAGAGGUUGCAGUUAGAAUACGUGGACGUCGUGUUUGCCAAUCGUCCUGACAACAACACGCCCAUGGAGGAGAUCGUGAGAGCCAUGACCUAUGUGAUAAACAUGGGGAUGUCCAUGUACUGGGGCACCUCACGGUGGACAGCUAUGGAGAUUAUGGAGGCGUACUCGGUGGCGAGGCAGUUUAACCUGAUCCCGCCCGUGUGUGAGCAGGCAGAGUAUCACUUCUUCCAGAGGGACAAGGUGGAGGUGCAGCUGCCCGAACUCUACCACAAGAUAGGUGUGGGCGUGGUCUCCUGGUCUCCGCUGGCCUGCGGGAUCAUUACGGGGAAGUAUGAAAACGGUAUCCCAGAAUCCUCCAGGGCCUCCAUGAAGAGUCAGCACAUAUGCAGGGACCCCCACCCCCCCGAUUCCCCCCGCGUGAUCUGA